UAUUUCCACUUGUACUUGAUACAUUUUUCUGAUCGUGACCCCACCGUCUCUCCUACUCCCCUCACAUUCUUCACUAGCUCUUCCUAGAAGAGAGUCUCAUUUUUCUCUCUUUUCUGAUUAAUUUGCUAAAACCAUUCUUUUAAACAUAUUUUUAGAGAGCAACCAUUUGCUUCAUUCUUAUUAAUCAAACAUUUAGAAUUGGUUAAUCCCGUUCAUAUUUGUUACAAAUCCCAUUUCGGAUAUUAAUUUCGGGUUUAAAGAAAAGUCGUUCACCCUGCAACUUUUCUUUCCAGUGGUUCUAUGUUCUGAACUUGUCAUUUUCCACCUUUCCAUUCUCUUUUUCUUCCCCAUUCAGACGCUUGUACCAUCUCUCAUCCUUUUUGCUGCAUUCACCGCGUAAAGUGGUCUUUUCCUAGAGAUUCCGAACGCGUUUCGAUGAUGCUGUGAAAGAGUUUAAAUUAUCCUUCAAACAGCGCAUCUGUAGCUAGUUUGGAUUCAAAAUUUCUAGAGAGCCAGCUGACAGUGUGCGUGAGAGAGAGAAAUUCAUGAGGGGUUUUCCGAAACAUGAACGACGGUGGGCGUCUGAUACGGUGUCUUCAGGUAAAUUUGCAAGUGGAAGUUCAUCACCUGUAAACAACGAAACAUCUGGCGCAAUGGAUCAAGAAUUUGUUCAAGUAACCCUUGAUUUUCAAGACGAUGAUACAAUUGUGUUGAGAAGUGUUGAACCUGCUACCAUUAUUGAUUUAGAUCAAGAAAUUGUUAUUUCUGGUAGUGGUGGCGGUGGUGGUGGAAGUGAAACUUCUUUAUCAUCAGCGGCAUCAAGAUCACCAACAAUAAAAAGAAGUUCAUCGCAUAAAUUUCGUCAGUUUUCUCAAGAACUGAAAAAGGAAACAGUAGCCAAAGCUAAAGCAUUUUCACAAGAGUUUAAAGCUGAACUUAAUAGAAGAUUUUCAUGGAGUCAUAAUCAAUCAUCAAAAACACUUUCUUCUUCUACAGCAGUAGCAAAUGAUAACAAUGCGGGAACUUCUGAUUCAGCUUUAGCUGCUAGAGCUCUCCGUAAACAACGUGCUCAACUCGAUCGAACUCGGUCUGGUGCACAUAAAGCUCUGAGAGGAUUAAGAUUCAUUAGCAAUAGUAAUAGUAAUAGCAGUAGCCAUAGAAAUAAUAUUAAUUCUGUUGAUGCUUGGAACGAAGUUCAAAGCAAUUUUGAUGGACUUGCAAAAGAUGGAUUUCUUUUUCGAGCUGAUUUCGGACAAUGCAUAGGAAUGAAAGAUUCAAAGGAAUUCGCAUUGGAACUAUUUGAUGCAUUGAGUAGAAGAAGAAGAUUGAAGAUUGAUAAAAUUAGUAAAGAGGAACUAUAUGAAUUUUGGUCCCAGAUUACUGAUCAAAGUUUUGAUUCAAGACUUCAAAUCUUCUUUGACAUGGUAGAUAAGAACGAAGAUGGUAGGAUUACUGAAUCUGAAGUUAAAGAGAUUAUCAUGCUGAGUGCCUCGGCGAAUAAGUUGGCAAGGCUUAAAGAACAAGCAGAGGAAUACGCUGCUCUCAUAAUGGAAGAGUUGGACCCCGAGAGGCUUGGCUACAUUGAGUUAUGGCAAUUGGAGACAUUGUUACUGCAAAAGGAUACGUAUCUAAAUUACAGUCAAGCAUUAAGUUACACAAGCCAAGCAUUAAGCCAAAAUCUGCAAGGACUAAGAAGCAGAAGCUCAAUAAGAAAAGUGAGCAGAAAUAUAAUUUACUACAUUGAAGAUAAUUGGAAAAGGUUAUGGGUAAUGGCAUUGUGGAUUGGGAUAAUGUUAGGGUUAUUUUUCUGGAAAUUCUUUCAAUACAAGAAUAGAUACCCAUUUAAGGUUAUGGGUUAUUGUCUUGUUACUGCUAAAGGUGCUGCUGAAACUCUCAAGUUCAAUAUGGCUCUCAUUCUCUUACCUGUUUCUAGAAACACCAUCACUUGGUUGAGGUCUACUAGACUUGCUUCUGUUAUUCCUUUUGAUGAUAAUAUCAAUUUUCACAAGACAAUAGCUGGAGCUAUCGUAGUCGGUGUAAUCCUCCACGCUGGGAAUCAUCUUGCCUGUGAUUUCCCGCGCUUGAUUAAAUCCUCAAAUGAUGUUUUUGAGCCUCUAAAACAUGAUUUUCCCGGCGAUCACAAACCCACAUAUGCCGCACUUUUACGUGGGCCAGAAGGUGUCACAGGAAUUCUCAUGGUUAUUUUCAUGGUAGUGGCAUUCACACUCGCAACUAGAUGGUUCAGACGUAGUCUCGUCAAGUUGCCUAAACCCUUCGACAAGCUUACAGGCUUCAAUGCUUUUUGGUAUUCUCAUCAUCUCUUUGUACUUGUCUACAUUUUGCUCAUAAUCCAUGGGUUCUACCUCUAUCUCGUGCACCAAUGGUACCAGAAAACGACAUGGAUGUACAUUGCAGUUCCUGUAGUCCUCUAUGCAUGUGAAAGAAUUGUUAGAUUUUUCCGGUCUGGGUUUUACUCAGUCCGCCUCAGAAAGGUUGCUAUUUAUCCAGGUAAUGUUCUUACUCUACAGAUGUCAAAGCCUCCAAACUUCAAGUACAAGAGUGGGCAGUAUAUGUUCGUCCAGUGUCCGGCAGUUUCACCUUUUGAAUGGCACCCAUUUUCAAUAACUUCAGCUCCUGGGGAUGAUUACUUAAGCAUCCACAUUCGACAACUUGGUGAUUGGACGCAGGAACUCAAAAGAGUUUUCUCAGAGGCAUGCGAGCUUCCACUAGCUGGGAGAAGCGGACUUCUACGAGCUGAUGAAACAACUAAGAAGAGCUUGCCGAAGCUAUUAAUAGACGGUCCAUAUGGAGCCCCUGCUCAGGAUUACAAGAAUUAUGAUGUUUUGUUACUUGUCGGGCUUGGAAUUGGAGCAACACCUUUCAUUAGUAUUUUAAAAGAUUUGCUCAACAACAUCAUCAGAAUGGAGGAACUGGCUGAUUCAAUAUCGGAUACCAGUCGAACAACAGAUCAGAGUGUUGGAACUUCCUCAGAUUCCUCUGUCAGUAAGUUCUCCCCUAAAAGAAAGAAACCUCUGAAGACAACAAAUGCGUAUUUCUAUUGGGUAACUCGAGAACAAGGCUCUUUCGACUGGUUCAAAGGGAUCAUGAAUGAAAUUGCUGAUCUUGAUCAUAGGGGUGUCAUAGAAAUGCACAACUACCUAACUAGUGUAUAUGAAGAAGGGGAUGCACGUUCAGCUCUAAUCACAAUGGUUCAAGCCUUAAAUCAUGCAAAAAAUGGGGUUGACAUUGUUUCUGGAACCACGGUGAGAACCCAUUUUGCAAGGCCUAACUGGAAGAAGGUCUUUUCAAAAACGUGCUCAAAGCACCCAAAUGCAAAGAUUGGUGUUUUCUAUUGUGGUGCACCCGUCUUAGCACAAGAAUUGGGCAAGCUCUGCCAUGAAUUUAACCAGAAAGGUUCAACCAAGUUCGAGUUUCACAAGGAGCAUUUCUAAUACCUCAACGGUAUAAAGUUAAACCCCUUUCUUUCCCACCUUACAGCAUUGUACCAAAAUCCAUAGAAAAAAAAAUACUUCCAAAAAUUCCUGUAUACUUGUUUCUUCUGGAAGAGAGAAAUAAAUGUGCAGGGUUGUUUUUACUAUAGGUUAAUAUAGUUAAAUUUUCAACUACCAAACACAACCAAGAAAAAGGAAUUGGUUGGCGAGGUAGAUCAGAUGAGAAGGCAAGCAGCUCCGAUCACUUAUAUGGGUGUGCCUGGGGAAAUAGGAUGUCAGUCGAAUUCUCCAACUGAUACACAGCUCCAGCGGAAAUGUCAUCGCCUUAAAAUUGGACAUAAUGUGAUCAUACAUUUUGACUUUGGAAACCUAGUUCAUGUAUAUUUUUACAAGCUUACAUAUAUCUAAAGUUUUGGACGAAUCUCAA
Papaver somniferum (opium poppy) is the source of this 3879-nucleotide messenger RNA. Its product is annotated as respiratory burst oxidase homolog protein A-like. The record is from RefSeq and is a predicted model, not a curated record. Gene Ontology annotation, cellular component: plasma membrane. The coding region runs from base 546 to 3452 and encodes 968 amino acids. Gene Ontology annotation, molecular function: calcium ion binding; peroxidase activity; NAD(P)H oxidase H2O2-forming activity. Lineage: Eukaryota; Viridiplantae; Streptophyta; Magnoliopsida; Ranunculales; Papaveraceae. The transcript is spliced from 14 exons.